UAGUUUGAAUAUUGGAUUAAUUCAUUGUUGGUAGGACAGGUAGGUGCAUUAUAGAUGGCUGUGGUAGUUGCCGAAAAGCAAAUACGUGACGUCAUGGUUUAUCUCAUUGAUGGCGUGCUACAAACACUCCUCAACUGCAUGUGUACCUUUCAUUUGGUACCUAUGAGGUUCCUUAUAAACUCUUACCCAAGAUCAUAUCCAAGAUCAUACUCUCGUACUCCGAUUAAAUACACUCCAUCGUACUACCAUGAGUUCUACACUCAUCAUAGGUGCCACCAGGGGUUUAGGAGCCGCUUUGGUGAAAGAAUAUGCUUCAGAUCCAUCAACGCCCGUUUUUGCGACCACGAGAUCCGGCGAUACGCCAAGUGGAUUUCCAAAUCAUGUUAAAUGGCUCUCCGGCAUUGACCUGACGAAACCCAUUGUCGGGGAGAAUCUCACUAGUCAGCUUAAAGGACAGAAACCACUAGAUGUCGUUAUUAUCAGUGCUGGUCGAUUCACGACUGAGGACUUUUCGGCUGAGAAAGGUCCGAAUUGGAAUGAAGAAGUGACCAUGUAUACGACAAGCUCUAUUGCGCCGGUGUUUAUCGUGCAUAGCCUUGCUCAUGCCGGUCUCUUGAAAUCUGGCUCCAAGAUAAUCCUAGUUUCUAGCGAGGCUGGAAGCAUCACUCUCCGACAUGAGAAAGAAGGCGGCGGGAACUACGCGCACCACGCAAGCAAAGCUGCACUGAACAUGGCCGGCAAGCUUCUUGCCAUCGACCUGAAGGAAAAGGGCAUUGUCGUCAGCAUCAUCCAUCCAGGUUUCAUGCGUACCGAGAUGACCAAAGGUGUCGGCUUCGACAAACAUUGGGACGCAGGUGGCGCCGUAACCCCAGAAGAAGCGGCGAAGAGCCUCGUGGAGUGGACGAACAAGCUAGAUAUUAGCAAGUCCGGGGAAUAUUGGGCACCUCGUGGUCCACGAGAUAUCGGUAUGGCCGAAACUGUGCUUGGGAAGAAUCUCGAGACGCCAUUGAAGCUGCCUUGGUAAUUUGGAUUUCCGGAUGACGGAGAAGUUUUAUAGACAAUACUCGUUGAUGUCAGUCUGCGUCCGGACUCUAUUGAUUGGUCUUCAAAUAGGAGUUCCGUGAAGUUGAAGGAAAACCUAAAAAUGACAUAGCGAACGAGAUAAUUAGUCUCCGUUUAUCGCUCAUUUCCUACCUAGGUAGGUAGAAUGAGAAUUUCUUCUUCUUUCUGUUC
This is a messenger RNA of Annulohypoxylon truncatum, 1233 nucleotides long. Its product is annotated as oxidoreductase. Gene Ontology annotation, molecular function: oxidoreductase activity, acting on the CH-OH group of donors, NAD or NADP as acceptor. The transcript has 4 exons. The record is from RefSeq and is a predicted model, not a curated record. Bases 248 to 1024 code for a protein of 258 amino acids. Lineage: Eukaryota; Fungi; Ascomycota; Sordariomycetes; Xylariales; Hypoxylaceae.